This is a messenger RNA of Helobdella robusta, 1737 nucleotides long. RefSeq lists its product as hypothetical. Gene Ontology annotation, molecular function: transmitter-gated monoatomic ion channel activity involved in regulation of postsynaptic membrane potential; glutamate-gated receptor activity. Gene Ontology annotation, biological process: monoatomic ion transport; modulation of chemical synaptic transmission; synaptic transmission, glutamatergic. The annotation marks the transcript as partial. The transcript is spliced from 12 exons. The record is from RefSeq and is a predicted model, not a curated record. NCBI's taxonomy places the organism in Eukaryota, Metazoa, Annelida, Clitellata, Rhynchobdellida, Glossiphoniidae. Gene Ontology annotation, cellular component: plasma membrane; postsynaptic membrane.
CGUACCUUCAAGUAUGAAACAGCUUUGAUGUUGGAUUCCAUCAAACUGGUCUCCUCGGUCCUCAGUGACGUCAGCAGUUCAAAGGUCAAACGUUGGUUGACCUCAUUUCAAAAGUUCACAACACAAUUUGACUGCGAUAGAGAGGGCGUGAGUGCAUGGGAGGAUGGAGAUGACGUCAUGAAACAUCUUAUGACGACAGAUUUCUACGGGGCGACAGGUCACGUCAAAUUCGAUGACUCCUCUCUUAGGUCUGAUGUCAAAAUGGACGUCAUGGAGGUCUCAAACAUACGCCAGCUUUAUAGGAUGGGUAGCUGGAGUUCAGAAGGGGGCAUAAGCAUUCACGAGUACCCCCCACCUCGGCUCCGGGAGAAGAUGAGAUUUGCCCCUCUAACAAACAGGACCAGAUUCAUCACAUCCAUCCUGGGCGCUCCGUACUUUAUGAAACGUGAGUUGUCCGUUGAGCCAGAAGAUCCCAACGAUUUUUAUGAAGGUUACUGCCCUGAACUUGCUCAAAAAAUUGCUAAAAGAAUUGGCUUCACGUACAUUAUCAGACCUGUGAAGGAUGGAAAGUUCGGAGCCACAGAUGAUAACGUCACAUGGAAUGGAAUGAUUGGAGAACUUGUGAGAAAGGAAGCUGACAUGGCAAUAGCACCACUGACGAUAACAUCUGCGCGUGAGAGAGUCGUUGAUUUCAGCAAACCAUUUAUGAGUCUCGGAAUUAGCAUCAUGAUUAAAAAAAUAACAAAGGAAAAUCCUGGCAUCGUCGGUUUUAUGAAGCCUCUCUCUCACGAAAUUUGGAUGUGCGUAUCUUUUGCGUACAUCGGAGUAAGUGUGGUCCUCUUCCUCGUGGCCAGGUUCAGUCCAGGCGAAAAAAGCAGCGGAUCAUCUCGAUCCGGAGUGGACUACUUUGCCAUCAGGGUCGACGACAGGAUCACCAUCUUCAACAGUCUGUGGUUCUCACUUGGUGCAUUCAUGCAGCAGGGAUGCGAUGUCGAACCAAAGUCUCUGCCUGGAAGAAUCGUGGGAAGUGUGUGGUGGUUCUUCACCCUCAUCAUCAUCAGCUCCUACACAGCCAACCUGGCGGCUUUCCUAACGCAGGAACGAAUGCAGAGUCCCAUCGAAUCCGCCGAUGACCUAGCCAAGCAGACGGAGAUCAAAUACGGGAGUGUCGAUUCAGGAUCGACGAAAGAUUUUUUUAAGACGUCAAGCAUAUCAGUGUACGAACGCAUGUGGGCAUUUAUGUCAUCCAACAAUCCAACUGUCAUCUUCGUCAAAACAAAUGAUGAAGGUGUGGACAGGGUUCGAACAAGCAAAGGCAAGUACGCCUUCCUGGCAGAAUCAACAACUGUUGACUACUACAACCAGAGGAAGCCCUGCGACACCAUGAAGGUGGGAGGCAACUUGGACUCGAAAGGUUAUGGCAUCGGAAUGCAGCAAGGAUCUGAUCUCAAAGACAGAAUAACAUUAACAGUGCUGGAACUGCACGAAGGUGGAGAGCUGACAAAGCUGGAAACAAAAUGGUGGCAGGAAAAGGGUGAAUGUCCUGUGAAGGAGGUCACUCUAAAAAAAUUGACGAGCAGUUUGAAACUGCAGAAUACUCUCGGGAUCUUCUACAUCCUGAUAGCUGGACUGGUAUUGGCUUUGAUCCUUGUCGUCCUCGAGAUAUCUUACGCUAGUAAGAUGGAGUCUACAAGGAGACGGGUACAUUUUUUGUUUCUAAACUGUACAGGUGGUUGA